Molecule: messenger RNA, 648 nt
Organism: Suillus subalutaceus
Lineage: Eukaryota; Fungi; Basidiomycota; Agaricomycetes; Boletales; Suillaceae
Exons: 1
Coding region: 148-468 (106 amino acids)
Source: RefSeq, a predicted model, not a curated record
UACCAAAAGUGCCCAUAUUAUUGUACUUCUCAACGCCGCCCACCCAACAACGUCCCGCACAUUUCACCUCCUCGUCGACGUUGCCCAUCAUCCCAAUAUCCCCUGCCUGCCCACUCUAAGCUACUCAACUCUCACGGGUAAUUCACCAUGCCCUCAAAUUUCAGUCUUGGAGCCUGUGCUGCUAUAUUUUCUUCUAUUCUUAUGUCGCUAUCAUUACCGCUGCACUUGUCAUCUAGCCCACCGCCCUAUAAUCACACACAAUCAUCGCAUCAUGAUCAUUCCCUACGCAAAAGUCGGCAAUGUCAGGAUCUAUUGAUCCCUUUGACACCUUCUGUCUUGAUCCACAUCCCAAAUCCUACUUCCUAUAAUCCGCGUAGUGCACAUCGCAGGAAGCGGAAUACACAGAGCAUUCCUAUGGUGAACAUUGUGCAUCAUGGAGCAGUAAGGCGAUCGACAGUGAGUCAAUAACCUGUAGCACUGCGAUAAAGUACCCCAACUAAUGCAACGAUGUUAUUCCUAGUUCAACGCAUAGCAUGCAAGAAUAACAUAAGGAAUCGGUGAAAAAUCUCAUUGAGGUGAGGGUGGACUUGGAGAUUGUCGGCUUUAAUUGAUCAAUUUCUGAUGUAGAUCAUGAUGCGGUUUGACGCC